AUGCUCGGAUUCGCCGCGUCGCUCCUCGGCGAAGCCCAUUUCCUCCCCCUCUGCUCCCUCAUCUCCCUCGUUGCUACCCCCCCGUCUCAUUUCCCCCAUCGCUGCCGGCCCCACUCCUCCCUCAUCCCCCCGUCGAUGCCUCCCCAACAGCUCCCUCCUCCCCCCGUUGAUGCCCCCACUUUAGCUGUCAGAUCCCCCCGACGCUGCCUCCCCAGCUACUGCCCCAUUCCCCCCGUCGCUGCCUCCCCCGAUGCUCCCCCAUCCCCCCCAUCGCUGCCUACCCCGAUGCUUCCCCAUUCCCCCCAUCGCUGCCUCCCCCUCUGCUUCCCCAUUCCCCCCUUCGCUGCCUGCCCCUCUGCUCCCUCAUCCACCCUGUAG
Molecule: messenger RNA, 378 nt
Organism: Closterium sp. Naga37s-1
Lineage: Eukaryota; Viridiplantae; Streptophyta; Zygnematophyceae; Desmidiales; Closteriaceae
Source: the annotation of a GenBank genome assembly